AUGAACCAAUCUGAGGCUCUCAUAAAUGCAGCUAUGCGCUCAAUUUCUCGAGCCAACACCAUAUAUCUUGCCACCACUGCAUAUGGAAUUAAAUCUCAAGCCCUGCUUUUUGAAACCCAAGGAAAUUAUCUCAUGAAAUACUCCAUGGGAAACCCACCCGUAGACUCAUUUGGUAUUGUAGACACAGGAAGUGAGCUUAUUUGGAUGCAAUGUGAGCCCUGUGAAGAUUGUUUUUACCAGAACCCCCAAAUCUUUGAUCCAAUGAAAUCUUCCACUUACCAAAAGGUUUCUUGUCAUACGAAUACUUGUGACUUGGUCCAUGUACAUGCUUGUGGAGCUUCAGACGUGUGCAAGUAUGAGAUCACUUACGGGGACGGUUCCAUGACUUCAGGUGAGUUGGGUAGUGAUACAAUUUCUUUUGGUUCAUUACGACAUGUGGUUAUUCCAAAUAUUGUGUUCGGGUGUGGACAUGUCAACACUGGGAUAUUCAGACCAGCAAGCACAGGAAUAGUUGGUCUUGGACAAGGACCUUUGUCGUUGGUUUCGCGACUAGGUGAUCUAGAUGAUCACAAAUUCUCAUAUUGUUUGGUUCCUCGGUAUUCAGAAAUUGAUAGUAAACUCAAGUUUGGGUGGGAAGCAAAUAUAUCUGCAAGUAGAAUUGUUACAGCCCCUUUGGUGGACAAAUAUCCAUACUCUUUUUACCAUCUUCGUCUUUUCAAAAUUUACAUUGGCAGAAAAGUAGUGCGACCUCCAGCGACUUCAGAUAUUAUAAUAGAUGUUGGGGCUACGUUGACUUUUCUUGAGACAAGUUUGUAUGAGAGUGUUGAAGCUGCCGUGAUUGAGGCUAACAGUGAUGGUCCGAAACCUAUAAAUAAUCCACCGACGCCGCUUAGGUUGUGUUAUCUUGAUGGCACAAUUAAGUUCGUCCCAAAAUUUAUAUUCAUUUUUUUCAGGGCUAACAAAGGGUUGCGGUUAAAUGUAUUUAAUGUAUUUCAAAAGAUCAACAAUUUGAUUUGCCUUAUGAUGGCCCCUAAAGAAGGGUACUCCAUCUUUGGCAACAUAGCACAAGUCGACUUCAAGGUAUUGUAUGACCUACAAGCAAAAACAGUUUCUUUUGCAUCUGCAGAUUGUAGCAAGAAGUAG
Molecule: messenger RNA, 1143 nt
Organism: Lotus japonicus
Lineage: Eukaryota; Viridiplantae; Streptophyta; Magnoliopsida; Fabales; Fabaceae
Product: aspartic proteinase CDR1-like
Exons: 2
Coding region: 1-1143 (380 amino acids)
Cellular component (GO): extracellular region
Source: RefSeq, a predicted model, not a curated record